This is a messenger RNA of Ailuropoda melanoleuca (giant panda), 9913 nucleotides long. RefSeq names its product G protein-coupled receptor 21 (gene GPR21). Lineage: Eukaryota; Metazoa; Chordata; Mammalia; Carnivora; Ursidae. Gene Ontology annotation, molecular function: G protein-coupled receptor activity. The record is from RefSeq and is a predicted model, not a curated record. Gene Ontology annotation, cellular component: membrane. The coding region runs from base 2577 to 3626 and encodes 349 amino acids. The transcript has 2 exons. Gene Ontology annotation, biological process: G protein-coupled receptor signaling pathway.
GAAGAAGCAGGCUCAUAGCGGAGGAGCCUGAUGUGGCUUGAUCCCAUAACGCCGGGAUCACGCCCUGAGCCGAAGGCAGACGCUUAACCGCUGUGCCACCCAGGCGCCCCGAUUCCUGAGUUUCUUACCUGAGUGCCUGGAAAAAAUAAAAAAGUGUUGGAAAAAGAGGCCAGUUGAGAAAAGUGUGAUUACUUUUGGACAUGCCGUGGCUGAAGUCUACAGGACAUCCAGGUGGAAGAUGUAUAGGCUUGCAGGCAAAUUGUAAAUGGGAAAGAAUGCUCAGGAGUGAAGACAGGGCUGGAGACAUAGGCAGAGAAAUUAUUAGUGUAGAGGGAGUAAUUGAUGCCAUGUUAUCAUUUGUUCUUUCUAGGUACUUUUACUGCCUUACAUAUGUAUAGCUCAAUGUAUUUGAGGAAUGUGUGACAGCAAAGUAUCCAAAUAACUGUUGUGUGCCUCGGAACUGGGCAGUCACAAUGAGAGGCACUUUAGGAAUCAGAUGACCCCAGCCUCAAGCGGUGCAGCAUGGUUGGCAGAAAAACACAGACGACCUAGGAAGGGUAUUUUAGUUCUAGGAGAAGAAAGGAAAUAAGUAAUAUACCCACUAUGUGCUAAGUAUUGGUAAGCCUUUUGUAUGUAUACACUGUCUGCUUUAUUUUGCAAUAACUCUGAAAUAGGGAGUAUGAUCCUCAUUUUACAGAUGAUGAAACUGAGCGUAAGAGAGGCUUAAUAAUAUAAGAGCAAGGAUUUGAACCAGAUGGGUGGUCAGUGCCAUGGGUUUUUUAUAUGCCACACUUGGCCAUGUUUUCCAGUAAGAUCUGGCAAAUACAGCUAUCAAGCUUACGCUCAAUAGGUUUUUUAGUGCUGCCUUCCUAUAAUAAGCACAGUGCUUUAGCUCUUAAAAUAUAAGUAAUCGAAUUCUGAUUAUGGAGGGCCAUUUGCCGGCAGUGAGGAAGCAUGUAUGUGAAACAAAUAAAAAAUCCUGCCCAGGUGUGCCAUCUUUCUAGAAUGCUUAGAAAUGCCAACCUUUGCUUAUUUUCUUUUACCCUACUGGGUAUGUGGAACUUUACUUAAAAGAAUGAAUUGAGAGUCCAAAGACACCUGGAGGAAAAAGUACAAGCAAUACACAUUUCCAGUUAGCUGAAAAUUGUCAUCAUUUAUGACAUUACCAGAAUAUAACCCCAACACAGUAUAAUAUAUAAUAUAUCUCACAGUAUAAUCCCAACUUGCGUUGUUUUAAGUAGGCACAAACAAGAUUAUGUAUUCUAAGGUACAUAAGCUAAUUUGUGCUAUGAAACUUCUUGCAGUUUUAAAGCCUAAGUGGAAAUGGGUAUAUUUACUUGUCCACCUUUUGUGUGUAUUUUUGUGUACUGCUUCUCAGUAAACUAGGAGCAAGCAAUGGCAUCUCAGAACUAUAGGGUAGCGCUGAAUACAGGAACAGCGGGCUUGUGUACUGUUUCCUCAGUGUUCAGAAUGGGUGAACAUAUUUUCUCUUGAAAAACUGAUUUUUAAAUUUGCUUGUUAUCUUUGUCAUCUUUCUUAAAAUUAGCCAAUGUCCAAGUGAAUCAUGAGAGAAAAUUAAUGCUGAGCAUUUAGCCUUCUAGCUAGAACUUCUUGUGCCCCUGAAUUAGGAUUCCUCAGUUGCCACGCACCGUUCGCACACUUUCAUUCUUUAGCAUUGCUCUUUGUUCCUGAGGAAAAUGCUAUAAGAAAAUAGGAAUUUCCUCUCACCAUUACCCCUUUGGCAGUGUGUUUCAAUCUAAUUCCUGGCUGGCAUUCUGUCCCGGUUACAACCCCUUCUCCUUACUAGCAGUCUAAAUUUUGCUCAUCUACUAAAGGGGGAUUCCAGACAGACGAGGAAACAGCUUUCAAACACUGCACUGCAGGCAUAUUAAGUCAUUACCUCACCGUGCAGUUGGGAAAUCAGGGACCACUUCUCUGGCUAUGAAUUCUAAUGAGCUGCUAAAGAUGCCGAAGGGUGUGCGCGCACAGGCGUUUUUCUUUCCCCUCCCCCGCUCCUUCCUUUUCCCAAGCCCCCUCUUCUCCCUCUUUCCCCUCCUCCUCCUUUAUCCCCUCCCUCUCUGUCUCAGUUCUGCAGUAAGCGGGGCUGAGGCACAUUCCUGCACUGCAAGGCUUUCUGUUAAGGAUGUGUUGUGGCUUUUGUUUGGAUUGCAGCAUGCAGAAUUACAGCUGUUCAGAGGAGACUCAUUACAACUCCUGCUGAAGCUCCUAAUCUUCCUCCCUUCUCUUCUGCCCCUACCCCCUACCCUCAUUGGCCUGAAGACACUGUACCCAGAGUUUGCCUUUCUCCCCUGGUGCUAUGUGUUUGGUAAACCUGGUACUAUGGCCACAUCUGGGACUGGCCAGACAACUGCUGCUGGUUCUCCCUAUUCCAAGGAUUUAAAGGGGAAUUGUACUGCAGGCAAUGCACCAGAGCAGCAUCAGGAGCUUGGGGACUGAGGCUCCUCUGGCAUUAUUACAGACACACAGAGCUGACCGCAAUGACAGCAGCUGCUCCUUUGAACUGUUGGCAGCAGCCAAGCGGCAGCAUGAAGUGAGAGAUCACUCCUGAGCUCAAGAUGAACUCUACCUUGGAUGGUAAUCAGAGCAGCCACCCUUUUUGCCUCUUGACAUUUGGCUAUUUGGAAACUGUCGAUUUUUGCCUUUUGGAAGUAUUGAUUAUUGUCUUUCUCACUGUAUUGAUUAUUUCUGGCAACAUCAUUGUGAUUUUUGUAUUUCACUGUGCACCUUUGUUGAACCAUCAUACUACAAGUUAUUUUAUUCAGACUAUGGCAUAUGCUGACCUCUUGGUCGGGGUCAGCUGCCUGGUCCCUUCUUUAUCACUCCUCCACUACCCCCUUCCAGUCGAGGAGUCUUUAACUUGCCAGGUAUUCGGUUUUGUAGUAUCCGUUCUGAAGAGUGUCUCCAUGGCCUCUCUGGCCUGUAUCAGCAUCGAUAGAUAUAUUGCCAUCACUAAACCUUUAACAUAUAAUACCCUGGUUACGCCCUGGAGACUGCGCCUGUGUAUUUUCCUGAUUUGGCUAUAUUCCACCCUGGUCUUCCUGCCUUCCUUUUUCCACUGGGGCAAACCUGGAUAUCAUGGAGAUGUGUUUCAGUGGUGUGCAGAGUCCUGGCACACCGACCCCUACUUCACCCUCUUCAUCGUGGUGAUGUUGUAUGCCCCGGCAGCCCUCAUUGUGUGCUUCACCUAUUUCAACAUCUUCCGCAUCUGCCAACAGCACACAAAGGAGAUCAGCGAAAGGCAAGCCCGCUUCAGCAGCCAGAGUGGGGAGACUGGGGAGGUGCAGACCUGUCCCGAUAGGCGCUAUGCCAUGGUCCUGUUCCGAAUUACUAGUGUAUUUUACAUCCUCUGGUUGCCAUACAUCAUCUACUUCUUGUUGGAGAGCUCCACUGGCCACAGCAACCGCUUCGCCUCCUUCUUGACCACCUGGCUUGCUAUUAGUAACAGUUUCUGCAACUGUGUCAUUUAUAGUCUCUCCAACAGUGUCUUCCAAAGGGGACUAAAGCGCCUCUCAGGGGCCAUGUGUACUUCUUGUGCAAGUCAGACCAUAGCUAAGGACCCUUACACAGUUAGGAGCAAAGACCCCCUUAAUGGAUGCCAUAUCUGAAGUGGUUCAGACACUGGGUCACUGUGGUGUGUGUGUGUGUUUCCUUUUUAUCUCUGUGUUCCUAGUUCACUAGGAAAACUGGGACAAAAUUAUUAGACUCUAAGCAAUAGCAAACAAACGAUCCAUCGAAAAUAACCUUCUAAGUUUGCAGAAAUUAUUUUCUAAAAAGUGUUUUUGCAUCAGGAGAAUCAGGACCCUGAGGAUAAAUUGCUCUUGGUUCCAGUUUUUGUAAUGUCAUGGAAAUGACCACAUUUUUAAGAUUUAAAAUAAAUAAAGCCAUAUCUAACACCUCUCUUUAGCUGGCACGACUGAACCUGGGUGUGAAAAGUGUUAGCAUUUUUAAAAAGUCAUUUUCUUGUCGCUUUUCUGGGUUCUUUCCAGCUGUUUGGGCUGCAUAUGCAAUUGAAUUCUUUUAACGGGGAAUAUUAAAAACCGGUGAUGAAUUAACAGGAUUUAAAUUUUUUCUUUAUAUAUGCCAAAGUAGAGCUACACUGCAAGUUUCAGCACUAUCAUUUAGAAAGCCGAAUGUUUUAUGUUUUAUGUCUUAUUCUCAUGAGAGAAUUCAGUACAGUGAAUAAUGUGAACACUUAAACACUAAUUUUAAAAUUUUGCAGUGCACUGUAAAUGAAGCAAAAAUACAAUCAAAUCGUAUUUUUAUGAAAAAUUGAGCUGCUUUCUGUGCCAUGCUUCAUGGAGAUCUAAAGAAAUGUGUGUAUAGAAAGUGAUUGUGUUGUAGUAUUUUUGCCCAUGCCUUUGUGUAUGAGUGUAUUGAAAAUGUUUGAAUUUAGAUUUCUCUUUACAGCAAAAUGUGUUUUAAUAAGCUGAAAAACAAACGAUAAGUUAAUUGAUGCCAUUUUUUUUUAUAAUGGUGAAAACAUAUAAAGUAAAUCUUUAGUCUUCUCUUUUUUUUUUUAUCCAGAGACUUUUGAAAUAUCAAUAUCCGGGAGAAAGGUGUCCUAAGCAACUGAGUCAGAAAAUAUACUGUAUAUUAACUAGUACAUUUAUAAAAUAGAAGGGGAUUGAGAUGUUCUCUGUGGUUAAAUGGAAUCAACAAAGUAGCAUCUUACUCUUUUUAAAAGCAAUCUUUUUUAGUUAGUGUUAAGGAAUGCACAUUUGAAUGAGAGGAGAGAGAAUUGCUGUUCUCUUUCUGGGAAAAACAAAAUCCUUUGGUAUAACAGUUCUUUACUUAGUCUUUCUUUUUUUUAAGCCAAAGUACUAGCAAAAUCUAUAGGAUGUUAUUACUGUUACACUGUAGAAUUAUCGAGAGUGCUGUGUAUUUGUAUGUACUAGUGAUGUUUUGUUCUUCAAGUGAUUAUCUUUAGAACAAGAAGUUUAUUUUUCUAAAAGGAGAGAAGGAUUUCCCAGCAGCUCCAGGCAUGAAAGUAUUUCCUCUGCUUUUCUACUGGUUUUAAUGUUUUGGAAGUCUUGGGGGGGGACUUAUGUGAUCUCUGCCUUUGGCUAGAUGUUAUAAUCUGAAUACAACAGUGGCAUUCAGUGAGAUGGAAGAAAACCAAGGGAAAUGGGUUAAAGUGGAGUUUUGAAUCCAAGAAAGGACAUGGAUAUUUAUAAAACAGGGCGAUAGGCUUUAGUUUUUUUGUCAUGAUAUUAGAAAACCUGCCCCCUUUUAAAAUGAAGGACAGCAUUCUUAUGAUUUUAGGCUUUAGAUACCCGUUUCAUUUUAACCUCAAAUGUGUGUUCUACUUAAACUUUUUAAUUUUAAGUUUAGAAUAAGUAUUACAUAAACAUUGAAAUUUCAGAUUCUGAAUUCUUCCCAAAAGCUUGCCUGCUCUUUAUAUUUACUAUUAGAAAACUCAAUUCCAAGCAGUUUCAAUAUUUAGAACUCAUUGAAAUUACAAGUUAUGUUAACAGUGGAUGACUCUGUUAAAUUGCCAUUUGAAUUGGAAAACCUUUUCUCUUGGAUUCUGAAAAAUGGUUCUGUACAUUUCUCCUUUAAAAACAUGGCACAAAUCUAAAAAAACCAAAAUUCCCUUUUCAUACACAUUGGAGAAUAUAACCUGUUCAGAUUUGCAGUUUGCUUGUGAGUUUUUAAUUUAGCAAAGAUGAGAAUCUUAAAGAUUAUUUUUUAUAGAAAACUGAUAUUAAAUCAGUGGAUUUUUACUUUUGGGGGUGCCGAGCCCUUUUAAUUUUUUCCUGCAAUGGAGUUCCAUCUUGUGAGAAAAGAGAAGACUCUUUCGGAAAGAUCUUAUGGAAAUUUUAUGGAAAAGAGAAAAUAACUGUUUGAUUUUUCUGGAAGUGGCUAAUCAAGCCGAUCUUUUAAUGACUCAAAAGACAACUCUCUUAGUAAGAGCUUUUGUUAACAGAUUUUUACGUUUUUUUUGUCCUUGUACCAAAUUUAGGUGUUAUUAGAAAUUUUUUUUUCACAUUAAAAUCUCUGUCAACGUCUCAGCCUAAAACUAAAGUAGAAACUAAAUACGUGUAGCAAUUUUAAAGAAAAAAAAUUCCCCCACUCCCCCAGCUGAUACUUGUUUAAUAUCAGAUGUCUUUCCAGUUCAUCUUGUCUUCAUUGGACUGUAUAAAGCCUGCGUUUUCUUCCAGUUGUCAGUUCUUUUCUCACAUUCAUUGUCUUUACUGUUUUUUAAUUUUUAUUUUCUUAUGUGUGUGCAUGUUGGGGGUGAGCGGAUGAGCCUGGAUGUAAUCAUCCAGUCUUCAAUGUCUAGGAGGGUUUUCUAUGUGAUACAUUUGGACAGUUUGUAUUUAAAUAACCUUUUCAUCCUGGCAUAUUUAGUGCAACAUUUGAUGACGUUUGGUUUAAAUACCAAUGUGGCUAGUUCAGAAUGAAAAAAAAGUAUAUUUUUAGAUUCAAUUACCUUGGGCUUUGGCAAGACAGUGCAUUUAACUAUAUAUGGCAUAUGAGUGAUAUCAGAGGAAGCAUAAGCUUUUGGUGAUUGUGUUGAAAUUAUUUCAUAGUAAAUGUUCAAAUGAGACAAUACUAAUUGUUAUAUUUGUAAAUUAGUUGUAUGUUUUUAUACAGUGAUUUUAGAGAAGAUGUGGGUUUUUUUUUCCCUCUUAGAACAGAAAAGCAGUUACAAAAGGACAAGUGGUCUACUUUAAUGGAAGAACUGUCUUACACCAGAAAGGAUAUUUAAAUUGCUCAUAUAUCUGCUGACUCCCAAAUUCCAUUUUGGAAAGGGUUUUCUUUAAGCGUUAUUGCUUGAUGAAUUUCUUUUUGAGCCUUUUUAAAGGGCUUUUCCUUUUUACUUGAAUAAUGGUCUCAGUAUUUUAAGGAUUGGGAAAACUUGAAUUUUUGUACUAUAAAUGCAUUGUCCACUCUUUGAACUUGAAAUUGAAGCAACAGGGUUACAAGUUCCCAGACAGUAGAGUGGUUUCUGGGAGUGUUUCCUCAGCCUUUCAGGUUUGAUUGAAAAAUCUGCACAGUGGCUUUAUAGGAAAUGUUUUAAUUUUGCUAUGUGUUUUUGUAUCGUAGAAGACUUGUGAAAUAAAUUAUUGGCAAGCCAGAAUUUAUUGUUAUAUGAGCAUAUUAUGGGAAGAUUAAGGAUGGGAGAAUUGUGGCAUUUAUGAUUUUUUUAAAGUCUUCACAAAUCGUUUUCUAUGUUGUUUUUGUAUAAUUUUUCCUUUUCAGGUUGAAGGAAACCUAAUUAUUUUAUAUUAAAUGUACAUAUUAUUAACAUAUUUUGCAGAUCCUGGCAUUAUUCUAGACAUUUCUUAGAGCCGCAAAUGAGUCAUUAGGCUUUUCUUCAAGAUUUAGGUGAUGAGGGCACCAAGAUAAGAUUAAAAUGAACUUUGAAUUGAGAAUAAAAAAAUCUAGGUUUCUGUUUCAAAUUAACUAGUUUUGUAAGGGCAAGUCACUUCUCUAAGUACUUAAUUUUUUCUGUAAAAGAAGAUAAUCCCCUCAUCCCUCAUAGGGUUACUUUGACAAUUGAAUUAAAUAUGGAUGUAAAAGUACUUUGUAAUAUGUGAAGUGCUUUGCAAUGAAAACGAGUGCUAUUAUUUAUAUUUACGAUGGUUUCACAUCUAAGAAAGUCCCACAUAAUGAUAUGGUGUCCUCCCACAUUAAGGUCCUAGAAGCUCAGUGCAGGGUUAGCAAUUCUAUGCUAUUUAGCAAUCCCACGUUUGGGAAGAGAGGCAUGAUAAACCCUCAGCUUUCUAAAAUGACAGUAGCAUUAAAUUCAACAUAAAACUGUUUUCACUUACUUCCUUUACUUGUCUUAAAGUCCCUAAAGGCAGGAACAGUGUAGUGUCUCUUCAUAUCUUUAUCCCCAAAAUCUAACGUGGGACCUGGCUCAGAGCAGGAGUUCUGGUCAACUUUACGUAAUUAAUGAAUGAGUCUUUCUUACUAUUACUUCUAGUCACCAUUAUUACUUCUAGUCAUUAUAGAGCAGUGAUGUUCAAAAGGUGGGCCAGAGCCUAUAAGCAGUCUUCUCUUUGCUCAAGGCUAUUCUUGACUCUAAGUGAUAAAAGAUAUCUUUGUGUGGGAAUGUGCGUUCUCUGUAUGCCAGGUAACUUUACUCCUGGAAACCCUGUAGCCUGGGCCAAGGGAACUUCAGGCAGUGCUGUCAAACUGCCAGUUUCUCCCGGCCUGCAUAAGGAAUUUGUAUUUGGAUCACAUCACCUUCUUGGCUCUGAAUCCAGAUAAGGUAGGUCAUAAAAAUCAGUCACAAGGAAAGAGGAGGUAUAGCCUAGCUUGGUGACAAUUCUGUGGCUUUGCUUUGUGUUUCAGUCUUUACCAGUUUUCUAGUAUUGUCUUCCUUUCUUUUCUUAAUAUGCUAUCAGUCAUGUAUUCAAAGGGAUAUGCUUUAGAUGAUACUUCUUGUAAGGUAUGGAAAAUUCUAUUAUGCAGUAACAGUGGCUUUAGGGGAAGUUUAAGAAGCAGUCAGGAAGCCUUUAUACAUCAAGCUCUGCUAUGUGCCAGUCUUUGCAGCUGACAGGGUUAUAAAGAAGGAUCACAUGACUCCUUUCUUGUAGAAAAGUCUGCAUAUUAAAUAAUCAGUUUUCUUGUCCCUCUGCUCUCUCAAAAUGCUCUCAAUCAGACUUAAAUCUUCUAAGCAGGAGAUAAGAGGAGUCCAGUCUGGAGACUGAUAUUUGAGGGCUCCCACACCAGUCACAUUACCUGCCCAUGUCACUUGAAGUUGAUGCCUGUCAGUCAACAAAUCCCACCUAUGCAUACAGAGCUUCCAAUUAGCUUAUUUAUUCCUCUUUUGCAGUUAGCCAAAGAUCACUGGUCUUUUUGAAAAAGGCAUCUCACAUAAUACACAGGCCCAAAACAAACCGGAAAAAAAAAAAUCAGAGGAAAUAGAAACCAUGCAAGUCACAAAAGUUUUAAAAGUAAAUCCAGCAUAUUUUCCAAAAUAUAUUUUCAGAGAAGCUUUUGCUUCCAUUAAAAGAGAAUAAGAUCCCAUAAAAAAAAUGAACAGAAAGAGUAUAAGAAAGAGUUCUUGAGAUUUAAAGUAUAAUCAGAUAUUUUUUAAAUCAGAAAAGUUGGAAGAUAAAAUUGAAGUAGGCCAGAUAGUGAAACAAAAGACAAUAAAGUAGAUGAAAACAAGACAGAAACUCAAUAAAGGAGGCCCAGUAUCUGGCUAACAUGAUUUUCAGAAACAGAAUAGAGGGAAAAAAUGAGGAAAUUCUCAGAGAAAUAUCAGAAGAAAAAUUUCCAGAACUGAAAGAUAAGAGUUUCCAUAAUGAAAGGGACCAGGUUGGUGUAAUAAAAAGACUUUAUGGUGGCAAAUCAUAAAAUUUCAGAACACUGGGGAUAAAGGAAAGUCUUAAAAGCUUCUUGGUCUGGAGUAGGGAUGGGAGAGUGGGAACAUACUAAGUACAGAGAUCUGAAUAGCACUGGACUUUCUGCCACUUUGAAGCAAGGAGAUAACAGGGAAUAACUUCAAAUUUUUGAGAAGUGAUCUUUAACCUAGAAUUUUAUGCCCAAACUUUCAUUCAAGUGUGGGAGUAAAAUAAACCCAUUUUGACAUAUGCAGGGCUUCAAAAAUAUUUACCUGCCUUACAUCCUUUCUCAGUGAGUUACUGAAAGAUAUGCUUCCCCAGGAUGGUGGUUGAAAUAAAAAAAAGAAAAAAAGGAAGAUAGAGAACCCAGGGACUCCCAACACAAGACAGAGGGGAAAAGAAUUCCAUGGUGAUGGAGAAGAAAAGCCAUGGGAUGUCAGCUGUGCAGCAGACCUAGAAUGCAACUUGUCCAAAUUGGAGUGGAAGGAAGGAGGGCACUAGGAAGUAUGUCUUUAGGAAAAAAUAACUGAGAGGAAAUUAUAAUUCUUUUAAUUUAAUCUAAUUUUUUUUUAUUUAUUGAGAGAGAGAGA